Molecule: messenger RNA, 2646 nt
Organism: Prunus avium (sweet cherry)
Lineage: Eukaryota; Viridiplantae; Streptophyta; Magnoliopsida; Rosales; Rosaceae
Product: Endomembrane protein 70 protein family
Biological process (GO): protein localization to membrane
Cellular component (GO): membrane
Source: RefSeq, a predicted model, not a curated record
UCCAGGCAGGCAAUUAGGCAAAAUAGCAAUUCUCGGAAAAGGACACGAAUUAAUGAAAAUGGUAAAUCAAGCAAAUGCGACUUGAGGCGAGAUCAGAUCUGGCAUUUCAGACAUUUUGUGGCAUUUAGGAUCCAUCCAGAAAAAAGGCCAAAACGGUGGCGCUCUCUCGAAGAAAGACCAACCAUAUAUUGAUUGUCUAUUUGCAUUGCGCCCCAAUCCUCACUCCUAUUUGGCCCUUUCCUUCCUAAAAUCCCAAACCCAGCAGAUUUCCGGAGCUCGAAGAUCUCUGCUGCUUCACUCAGAGACGUCUUCUCUGGGUUGUCCAUGUCUGACACUCUGCUAAAGAUCUGACAUAAACCUUGAAGAAUGGAAUUUUCUCAUCGACUUAGGACCUGGGUUCUGACCAUUUUCUUGAUAUUUCAAUCGGGAUAUGGGUGGUACCUUCCGGGUAGUUACCCUCACAAGUACGUUGUCGGGGACACCUUAGGGGUGAAAGUGAACUCUCUGACCUCCAUUGAUACAGAAAUACCCUUUAGCUAUUACAGUUUGCCCUUUUGUCAGCCCCAAGAUGGGGUUAAGGACAGUGCUGAGAAUCUCGGUGAGCUCCUCAUGGGAGACCGCAUUGAGAACUCUCCAUAUCGGUUUAAGAUGUACACCAAUGAGUCUGAGAUCUUCUUGUGUCACACGGGUCCAUUGUCGGGAGAUCAGUUUAAUCUCUUGAAGAAGAGGAUUGAUGAGAUGUAUCAGGUCAAUUUGAUUCUCGAUAAUUUGCCUGCGAUCCGGUAUACCAAGAAGGAGGGCUUUGUGUUGCGGUGGACUGGGUAUCCAGUAGGAAUUAAGGUUAAGGAUGUGUACUAUGUGUUUAAUCAUUUGAAGUUCAAAGUACUUGUUCAUAAGUACGAGGAACCCAAUGUAGCACGUGUGAUGGGUACUGGUGAUGGGGCGGAGGUCAUCCCAACAGUUGCCAAAUCAGAUUCAGAUGUGCCCGGGUAUAUUAUUGUAGGAUUUGAGGUGAUACCUUGCAGUUUCAUGCAUAAUGCAGACUCUGUGAAGAAGUCGAAAAUAUAUGAAAAGUACCCUGCUCCUAUUAAAUGUGAUCCCACCACUGUGGCAAUGCCCGUUAAUGAAAAGCAGCCAAUUGUCUUCACAUAUGAGGUUGAAUUUGAGGAGAGUGACAUCAAGUGGCCCUCGCGGUGGGAUGCUUAUUUGAAGAUGGAGGGAUCCAAAGUCCAUUGGUUCUCUAUUCUCAAUUCUCUGAUGGUGAUCACUUUCCUUGCUGGUAUUGUCCUUGUGAUCUUCUUGAGGACUGUUCGGAGGGAUCUUACUCGUUAUGAAGAGCUUGACAAAGAGGCUCAAGCACAGAUGAAUGAGGAGUUGUCUGGCUGGAAGCUUGUUGUUGGAGAUGUUUUCCGUGCUCCAAGCAAUGCUUCCCUGUUGUGUAUAAUGGUUGGUGAUGGGGUUCAGAUCCUCGGGAUGGCAGUGGUGACCAUAUUGUUUGCUGCCCUUGGGUUCAUGUCACCAGCUUCUCGAGGGACACUUAUUACAGGUAUGCUAUUUUUUUAUAUGAUCCUUGGUAUUGCAGCUGGUUAUGUUGCUGUUCGUCUUUGGAGGACAAUUGGUUGUGGAGAUCACAAGGGAUGGGUUUCAGUCUCAUGGAAGGUUGCUUGUUUCUUCCCUGGAAUUGCCUUUUUGAUUCUGACCACUCUGAAUUUCCUAUUGUGGGGUAGUCACAGCACAGGAGCCAUUCCAUUUUCUCUAUUUGUUAUUCUCCUUUUGCUCUGGUUCUGCAUCUCUGUUCCCCUUACCCUCAUUGGUGGAUACCUUGGGGCCAAGGCACCUCACAUUGAGUACCCAGUACGAACCAAUCAGAUUCCUAGAGAAAUCCCGGCACAGAAAUACCCAUCCUGGCUGUUGGUUCUUGGGGCUGGCACUCUUCCGUUUGGCACCCUAUUCAUUGAGCUCUUCUUUAUCAUGUCUAGCAUUUGGAUGGGCCGUGUUUAUUAUGUGUUUGGGUUUCUCUUCAUCGUAUUGAUCCUUCUUGUUGUGGUUUGUGCUGAGGUUUCUCUAGUUCUAACCUACAUGCAUCUUUGUGUGGAGGACUGGAAAUGGUGGUGGAAGUCCUUCUUUGCUUCUGGUUCGGUUGCCAUAUACAUUUUCUUGUACUCCAUAAACUACCUUGUAUUUGAUCUUAAGAGCCUGAGUGGACCUGUCUCAGCCACGCUUUACUUGGGGUACUCGCUCUUCAUGGUGGUGGCCAUCAUGCUUGCGACAGGCACAGUUGGAUUCCUUUCGUCAUUCUGGUUCGUGCACUACCUGUUCUCUUCAGUGAAGCUGGACUGAAGAACUUUAGCGGCUCAAAGAUUGGCACUUUAAAGAGUAGCAGUGAAUGAUAUCAUUAAGGGAAGAAAGAAUGCAAACUCUACAGAUGUUCUCAUGUGUUACUUUUUCAUUUUGUUGUGUUAGGGAACUUUGUUCAUUGUAAUAACAAUAAUUCGUCUGGUUUUGCUAAAUUCUUUAAUAGAUGGACAUCAUGGGUUAUAGCUUUGAUACCGUAGUUUAUUUGCAUUCUGGCGGAUAGGAGAGUCGUAUCAUUCUGUACUCGAUUGGUUUGUAUGGUUUUUAGAAUGCAAAAGCUGUUUAUUAUUA